AUGAGCAGCGACAUUAAUCUCCACAAUACCGUCGGUGCUCUCCAGAUCGGCUCCGUCUUCUCCAUCUUCCUGUAUGGGAUUCUUACGCUGCAGGCCCAUGUGUACUACCAGCAGUAUAAACAAGAUAGAUGGCAGUUCAGAGUAUUGGUCCCGCUGAUUUGGCUGUUCGAUCUCGGACAUACCUUCUGUAUCAACGCGGAAAUCUACAAGGCGACAGUAACGAACUGGGGGCAACCAGAAAAACUCUAUCCCUUCCCAUUCCUAGGUGCAUCGACGGCUAUUGGAGGGACCAUCACCUUUCUCGCGCAAGGCUUCUUCUCCUUCCGAGUCUAUCGAGCCCUUCGCAAACCUUGGAAUUUCGUUGGCGCUGGUACCUUCGUUGUCGCGCUCUUCCGGCUCAUUGGGAGUAUUGUUCUUGCUGUUCUGGGCGUUCGAGCCCCAACCAUCGACGCCUAUCGAAACGACCAUGGGUGGCUGGCUAUCACCCUUCUGGUCCUUGGGGCCAUAAUCGACCUCGUCGUGGCUGGAUCACUGCUGUUCUAUUUCUAUGGGAAGCGGGAGAAGGUUUUUGCUAGGUCGAGUGAUAUCGUCGAUCGCGUCAUUCAAUUUACUUUGUGCACAGGGUUACUACCAAGUGUUUCGGCUGUGGUGAUGGUUAUCGUGUACAACGUCGAUUCGGAUGCAAUGAUCUGGCUGGCCAUCUACACCUGUCUAGCCAAGCUCUAUUCCAACAGCGUGUUGGCCUCUCUUAACUCUCGCUCCACCCCUCGAUCCACGUUCUCCAAAAGUGCUUCAAUGGACCCUUCUACUGUACGGCCCUCACGACCACGACAGAACAGGCCAGGCGAAGUGGUCAUAGAGAUGAAGUCUACCGUCGCGCAUUACAUUGAUGAUCAUCAAGACUACAUGAAUAAACCGUAUGACCUCGAACGCUCGCAGACGCCUAUGGAUGACGGCCCCAAGGCCCGAUAA
Molecule: messenger RNA, 972 nt
Organism: Coprinopsis cinerea okayama7#130
Lineage: Eukaryota; Fungi; Basidiomycota; Agaricomycetes; Agaricales; Psathyrellaceae
Exons: 12
Coding region: 1-972 (323 amino acids)
Source: RefSeq, a predicted model, not a curated record